CCCAACCAUAAUACACCAAACCACCGUAGCCCCGUCGAUCGCCACCUUCCUCCGCCGUGAAACACCGUGUUCAUCUGGAAAAUCGCAAAACUCUCGAUAAUCUCAACCAAAAUCCAAAACCCAGUUCGGAAAACCAAAUUUUGGAAGUCUCUAAAUGUUGAAAACUGUCACUCUUUUGCGUUCAUCACUGAGCUUCCGUGCAGCUUAUUCACUGGAAAUCUCGCCGGAAAACGCCAUUGUUUCUUCAAAGGGUAAAUCUUUUUACCAUUCUGAAUCAACCCUUUUAAGUUCUUUGAACAAAAAUCAUGAUGAAUUUUCAGCUGAUGUAGAAAAAGUUUAUAGAAUUUUAAGAAAAUUUCACUCAAGGGUUCCUAAACUUGAACUUGCUUUGUUAGAAUCUGGUGUUGUAGCUCGUUCAGGGUUAACUGAACGUGUUUUGAAUCGUUGUGGUGAUGCUGGGAAUUUAGGGUAUAGAUUUUUUGUAUGGGUGUCAAAGCAACCUGGUUAUAGGCAUAGUCAUGAUGCUUAUAAAGCAAUGAUAAAGAUUUUAGGGAAAAUGAGACAGUUUGGUACUGUAUGGGCACUUGUUGAAGAGAUGAGGAUAGAGAAUCCUCAGUUUUUGACACCAGAAGUGUUUAUUGUGUUGAUGAGGAGAUUCGCGUCGGGGAGGAUGGUAAAGAAAGCAAUUGAAGUAUUGGAUGAAAUGCCUAAAUAUGGUGUUGAGCCAGAUGAGUAUGUUUUUGGGUGUUUGUUGGAUGCUUUGUGUAAAAAUGGUAGUGUGAAAGAGGCAGCUGCAUUGUUUGAUGAAAUGAGGUUUAAGUUUAGCCCUACGAUUAAGCAUUUUACGUCGUUGUUGUAUGGUUGGUGUAAAGAAGGUAAGCUUAUAGAGGCGAAAGUUGUGUUGAUGAAAAUGAGGGAGGCAGGUUUUGAGCCUGAUAUCGUGGUUUAUAACAAUUUGCUCAAUGGUUAUGCUGUGUCUAGGAAAAUGGCUGAUGCAUUUGAUCUGUUGCAGGAGAUGAGAAGAAAAGGUUGUAAUCCUAAUGAAACUUCGUUUACGAUAGUAAUUCAGGCACUUUGUUUGCAGGACAAGAUGGAGGAAGCUAUGCGGGUAUUCUUGGAUAUGGAGAGAAGUGGAUGUGAAGCUGAUGUCGUGACGUAUACUACUUUGAUAAGUGGAUUUUGUAAGUGGGGAAAGAUUGAAAAGGGUUAUGAACUUUUGGAUAAUAUGCUGCAGAAAGGGUAUAACCCAAAUCAGACUACUUAUUUGCAUAUAAUGUUGGCUCAUGAGAAGAAGGAAGAGUUGGAAGAGUGUUUGGAACUUGUGAAGGAAAUGGAAAAGAUCGGUAUACCUCCUGACCAUAGCAUCUAUAGUAUAGUAAUCCGCUUAGCGUGUAAAUUGGGGGAAAUCGAUGAAGGUGUGCGAGUAUGGAACCAAAUAGAAGCAAAUGGGAUCAGUCCGGGGGUUGACACCUUUAUCAUUAUGAUUAAUGGUUUUGUUGAACAAGGUCGUCUUAUAGAAGCGUGUGAUCACUUCAAAGAAAUGAUUGGAAGAGGUCUUCUGUCUGCUCCUCAAUAUGGUACUCUGAAGGACCUAUUGAAUUCGCUUUUACGAGCAGAAAAGCUUGAACUAUGUAAAGAUGUCUGGAGUUGCAUAACGACCAAAGGAUGUGAGCUUAAUGUGUCUGCGUGGACCAUUUGGAUUCAUGCAUUGUUUUCAAAUGGACAUGUGAAAGAGGCUUGUGCAUACUGUUUAGAUAUGAUGGAUGCUGGAUUGAUGCCUCAGCCCGACACAUUCACCAAGCUUAUGAAAGGUCUAAGGAAGCUUUAUAAUAGAGAGAUUGCUGCAGAGAUUACAGAAAAAGCGCGGAAAAUGGCUGAAGAGAGAAAUAUGACUUUCAAGAUGUACAAGAGGCGUGGGGAAAGAGACUUGAAAGAAAAAGUUAAGACACAAUUGGAUGGGAGAAAGAGGAGAGCUCGUCGAAGACGUUGGGGUAGCCAUCAUAGUCAGGACAAGACAUUAUGAUAUGAGAUAUCACUGAGGAGGAUGCUACUACAUUGAUGCUGUUUGACUGCAUAUUACGCGAAGGAUACAGACCUUGCGAGCUUUUUGUUCAAAAAAGCAGAAGAGCUUAAAAGGGUCGAUUUAGAAUGGUAAAAAGAUUUACCCUUUGAAGAAACUGAGGUGUUUUCUGGUAAGAUUUGACAUCUGACUUCUGAGAUGCUUGAAAUCUAUUGAAUUGUUAGGUUCACGACUGUUGAUUGUUGUUCCAAGACUAGAAUGAAACAAGCCUACAUCACUAGUGACCCUGUGGUUCAAUAUAUACUUGGAUGUCGAUUGCUUGCUAAUGUACCAUGAGACAAAGUCGAUUAUGUGAUCUUCCCAUAUAACAUCGACAAUAAGUUCCAGAGUAUCUUGAUCGUCUUCAACAUCAUUGAUAGGUCUCCCCUAUGGUGUACGAUUCUUAUACUUGUAUGGUAGAGCAUAACGUUGCUGUUCGUGUAGUUGUCAAUGCAUUUUUCAUUAUGAUUCUUGUUUUCCUCCCAUUGACAUGUUUCUAUGGGAAGAGAUACACCUUCAAGACUUUAUUUGUAGCUGAUGUUAUAGUGAAAUUGUUACAUGAACUUUACAGAGCUUGUUAGUACAUCUAUUGAGAAAAAGAUGCAAAGAUGUAAAAAGUUGUUAUA
Messenger RNA from Solanum pennellii, 2685 nucleotides. RefSeq names its product pentatricopeptide repeat-containing protein At3g49730-like. The coding region runs from base 155 to 2023 and encodes 622 amino acids. The record is from RefSeq and is a predicted model, not a curated record. Lineage: Eukaryota; Viridiplantae; Streptophyta; Magnoliopsida; Solanales; Solanaceae. Gene Ontology annotation, molecular function: protein binding. The transcript has a single exon.